Helicoverpa armigera (cotton bollworm) is the source of this 2135-nucleotide messenger RNA. Its product is annotated as inositol monophosphatase 1. Gene Ontology annotation, biological process: inositol metabolic process; phosphatidylinositol phosphate biosynthetic process; signal transduction. Lineage: Eukaryota; Metazoa; Arthropoda; Insecta; Lepidoptera; Noctuidae. The record is from RefSeq and is a predicted model, not a curated record. Gene Ontology annotation, molecular function: inositol monophosphate 1-phosphatase activity. The transcript has a single exon. The coding region runs from base 159 to 977 and encodes 272 amino acids.
GUUAUUAGAAUUCAUACGAUUGAGUUUUUAGUUUACCUUUGCAAAUUACUUCUGCGAAUCCCUUUUAGAUUGCAAUCAUUAUCAAUUGCGGAACUGUAAAGCGAUUAUCGCUUUACUUUUUCCAUACAUCACCAGUUAAACGUCACUUUUCAUUCAAAAUGGAUAAAAUAGACGAAUAUUUCGAUGUCGCCUUAUCACUGGUUAAAUCCGCUGGAAACCUUAUAAGUGAACACGUAAGUGGCUGCAAAGUCUUCGAGAAGAAAUCCUGUGACAUCGACCUUGUUACAGAAAUAGAUAAAAAGGUGGAGGAGACGUUGAUUGGGGGCCUCUCGAAACGCUUCCCAGAUCAUAAGUUUAUUGGUGAAGAGUCAGUAGCUAGCGGAGUAAAAUGCGAGCUGACGGACGCCCCGACUUGGAUCAUCGAUCCAGUAGACGGAACUAUGAACUUUGUGCACGGUUUCCCGCACUGCUGCAUAUCCUUGGGCCUGGCAAUCAACAAGGAGUGUGUAGCCGGUAUUAUCUACAAUCCGAAUCUGCAGCAACUGUUUACCGCCAAGAAGGGUCAGGGAGCGUUUCUGAACGGCAGACAGAUACAUGUGUCGCAGGUUACUGAGCUGCGUAAUGCUCUCGUUGCAUUUGAAGUUGGCACAAGCAGAGAUGAGGAGAGAUGUAAAAUUGUGUUUGAGAACUUCAAGCAUGUUGUGAGCAAAGGUCACGGCCUGCGGGCGCUGGGCUCUGCUGCCUUGAACAUGGCAAUGGUGGCCAUGGGUGGAGCUGAUGCUAACUUUGAGAUUGGCAUCCAUGCAUGGGACAUAGCUGCGGGAGACAUUAUAGUGAGAGAAGCUGGUGGAGUGGUCAUAGACCCGGCAGGAGGACCUCUUGACUUGCUCUCACGCAGAGUCCUCUGUGCCAGCACUCCACAACUGGCCCAGGAAUUAGCCAAAACCCUGGUACAGUUUUACCCAGAAAGGGAUUAAAGAAUAUUCAAUUUAGCUAAAUGUAUAAUAAAUGUUCUGUGUUACUGCCAAAAAUAUUUAUGUACCUAAAACCUUAUUAAGUAUAUAGUAUACAGUUUAAGAAAAAAAGUAUUUUAUUUACUUAAUAAUUAACCUAUUUAAUGGGUGACCGUUUAGUGCAAUUAUACAUUAAGUUAUUUUUGUUUGUAAAUGUCAGCAAAUUGGACAGUACUUAUUUUUAUCUUUAGACUAUAUUUAGACAAACGUUUUCUGUGAUUUGUUUUGAUUCUCAUUAUUUAUUACUGCUAUAUGUUAUUUUCAGAAACAGGAAAGUUUGUGUCGCAAAUGUAAUCAUUGUAUGUUCUACUGUACAGUAUAACAUCUUUCAUAUUUGAUAAACAUAGCUUGUUUGAUAUUCAGAACAUGUCUGACUAAUAUUGCAUCAGUUAUGAAUCACAUUAUUAUUAUAUAAUGAACUUGCUUACGCAAGGAGAGUGUGUACCUAGGAUUUUGUACUUUUUGUAGUGCAGGAAUAUGUUUAAAUAUGCGACACAAUAGAGAUAUCUAUUACCUUAAAUAGAAGAUUAAAAAGGAGUGUCCGCAGAAUUAUGUCUAUUGAAAGAAAAAAAAUUGGUAUCAGUUUAAAAUAAUUUAAUCACAAUAUUUGAUGUAAUCAAUAAAUUAUCAAGAAUUAACUGAAUUGUCACGUUGAAAAGUGAUAAUAAAAUACAAUCAUGCUUGUAAAUGCUAUCAAUUUGAUUGGUUAACUUAUUAUACUGUGUGUACCUUAAACUAAUUUGUCUGUUAAUGUAAUCAUUCAUUUUAAUGUAUAAAAUAAGAAGUAAUUAUUUAUUGAUAACAAAUUAAAUGAAAUCUGCCAUUUAAUGGCCAGAAAACAAAAGGAAAAAUAUUGUGAAAACUUAAAUACCUACCUACUUAAGACAACUAGUAGGUAAAUUAAAAAGAAUAUAAAAACAUACCUAUUGGUAUAUUAAUGAAAUAUAAUUAUUUAUUAAUGUUUUAAUCUGAACAGUCUUUGUCAUUGUGCGAGUUGUCAGUCAGUUUGUCAGUACUUAUCUAAACUUUGUCAUGACGAGAUCUAGUAUAAAAAUGUUACUACGUAAUGUCAAGUAAAUAACCAUGAAGUUGAUGUCGUAAAUAAAAAUAUAUUUUGUCCUA